Molecule: messenger RNA, 3465 nt
Organism: Phoenix dactylifera (date palm)
Lineage: Eukaryota; Viridiplantae; Streptophyta; Magnoliopsida; Arecales; Arecaceae
Product: Pentatricopeptide repeat (PPR) superfamily protein
Biological process (GO): RNA modification
Cellular component (GO): intracellular membrane-bounded organelle
Molecular function (GO): RNA binding; protein binding; zinc ion binding
Source: RefSeq, a predicted model, not a curated record
CGAGCCGGUGACUUGAUUCGUAAAGUCGGACAUCCCAAAGGCUAUUUUCGCUUUCUUCGCGGCUAAGAAGCUUUGGCCUGGGCGGGGCCCACUCGACGCGGUAGCGACGACUCCAGCCAUUAUCCUCGCGACUUUCUUCGAAUGUACUCUGUGGCAGGUUGUCUUGAUUAGAAAAUGAAUGAAUUCGGCAUUUAAGUUGAUUUUCUAUGAGGCUUCCUCUCCUCCUAAUUCUUAAAAACAAAUUGAGAAAGAAAAAUCCAAAUCGAGCAUGCCCGCGUGCUGCCGCCUUCGUCCCUUCAGCUCCCUGGCGGCAGCGGCAUCCGCCCGGACCCCCACGCCGUUCUCCACCAACCCCACUCAUUACUUGGACUAUCGUCACCUCCUCCGUUCGUGCAAAGAUCUCCGCUCCCUCCUCCAAAUCCACGCUCGCCUCGUGGUCCUCGGAGCCGCAUCCGACGACUCCAUCCGCGCCCUGCUUCUCAAUUCCUACUCAACCUUCCACCAAUCCGUCUCCGCUCUCUCCGUCUUCAAAUCCUCUCCCUACUCCACCGUCAUGCUGUGGAACUCCAUGAUCAGAUGCUACACCAGAACGGGGGAGCAUAACAAGGCAAUUCAGUUCUACAAUGACAUGGUGGGACGAGGUAUCGAAGCCGACAAGUACACCUUCACCUUUCUUUUGAAGGCCUGCACCGGGGCGCUCGACUCGGAUACUGGCAUUUUGGUUCACCGCGAGAUAGUCAGCAGAGGAUUACGAAAGGAUGUCUUUAUUGGGACUAGCCUUGUUGACAUGUACUCUAAACUGGGCAUGAUCGAUACUGCACGCGAGGUGUUUGAGUCAAUGCAGGUGUUGGAUGUUGUCUCGUGGAAUGCCAUGAUUGCUGGGCUGUCUCAGAUCGGUGAUCCUCAUGAAGCAUUAGCAUUUUUCCGGAAGAUGCAGUUGGUCGGUGAAGUCCCCAAUUCAGUUACCGUUCUUAACUUGUUUCCGGCUAUUUGUGAACUGUCUGCUCUUUUGCUUUGCAGGGCUGUUCACGGUUUUGUCAUUAGGAAGCAUCUUUUUGCCUGCCGUUUUUAAGGGUUGAUUGAUGCUUACUGCAAAUGUGGGAGGACUGACAUUGCUCGUAAGGUUUUUGAUGGGAUGUCGAGUUCUAAAGAUGAUGUUUCAUGGGGGACCAUGAUCUCUGGUUAUGUCCACAAUGGGUGUUUUCUGGAGGCUUUGGAGCUUUUUGAUGAACUGACAAGAGAGAACCUGAAGUUGAACCAGGUGUCGGUGGUGAGUGCUCUUUCAGCUGCAGCUGAGAUAGGAGACCUAGGGAGGGGGAUUGAAAUUCACAACUAUGCAAUAAACAAAGAAUCAGAUUUGGAUAUUGCAGUCAACACAAUGCUUGUGACAAUGUACGCUAGGUGUGGGGACGUAGAGAUAGCAAAAUCAUUGUUUGAUGGUAUUCAAGAAAAAGAUAUUGUUUCUUGGUCUGCAAUGAUCUCAGCAUUUGUUCAAACAGGCCAUCCCAAAGAAGCAGUGAACCUUUUUCGAGAGAUGCUGCUAGCAGGCAUUACACCUAAUUCUGUGACUCUUGUCAGUCUACUUCCAGCUUGUGCUGAUUUGUUAAAUCUGAAGUUGGGAAGAAGCAUGCAUUGCUAUGCCUUAAAAUCAAAGAUUAGUCUAGAUGUUACAAUGGCAACUGCCCUGGUAGCAAUGUAUGCUCAGUGUGGAUCUUUUAGCUCAGCACAUAUUCUGUUUGAUGGCUUAGAUCACAAAGAUGUUGUCACUUGGAAUGCAUUGAUCAAUGGAUAUGCACAGAUGGGGGAAGCAUGUAAGGCUUUGCAGAUGUUUUAUCAAUUACGAUCAUUCGGACAGCAACCGGACCCUGGAACCAUAGUUGGUGUGCUUCCAGCUUGUGCUCUCUUAAGAUGCCAAGAUGAAGGUGCUUGCAUACAUGGACUGGUUAUCAGGAAUGGGUUUGAUUCAGAUCUUCAUGUGAAAAAUGCAAUUAUUGAUAUGUAUGCCAAGUUUGGGGAUAUUUAUUCUGCCAGGAUCUUAUUCUUUGAGACCAAAUUAUAUAAUGAUGUGAUAUCGUGGAAUACCAUGAUAGCAGGAUACAUGCACAAUGGGCUUGCUAGUGAAGCAAUAGCUACUUUCCACCUAAUGAGAGCUGAGAAUCUUAAGCCCAAUUUCGUUACUCUCAUGAGUGUAAUUCCAGCAGCUUCAUACUUGGCUUCUUUAAGAGAAGGCAUGGCUCUCCAUUCAUAUGUGAUCAGGAUAGGGUUUGAAUCUCAUGUGCUUGUGGCAAACAGUCUAAUUGACAUGUACUCGAAAUGUGGAAGGCUUGAUUAUGCUCGUGACUUCUUCAAUCAAAUGGACAAUAGAGAUACAGUAACAUGGAAUGUGAUGCUUGCUGGAUAUGCCAUACAUGGGCUUGGUGAAAAUGCCAUCUCGUUGUUUUCACUGAUGAAAGACAAUUACAUCAAAGCUGAUUCAGUAUCCUUUAUUAGCACCUUGUCUGCUUGCAGGCAUGGGGGUUUAAUAGCAGAAGGUAGAAAGAUUUUUGAAUCCAUGAAAUCUGAAUACGAGGUGGAGCCUAACCUGGAACACUAUGCCUGCAUGGUAGAUUUGCUAGGUCGUGCUGGUCGAUUGGAUGAAGCUUGGGGUUUGAUUCAAAGAAUGCCAAUGACUCCUGAUGCUGGUAUUUGGGGAGCUCUAUUGGGUGCUUGCAGACUGCAUUCUAAUGUAUGGAUGGGAGAAAUGGCAGUAGACCGCUUAGUUAGACUAGAGCCGAAGAAUGCUGCACAUUAUGUUGUUCUGGCUAAUAUAUAUGCUCAGGCAGGAAGAUGGGCUGAUGCUAGAAAGGUGAGAGUAGCAAUGAAUCAGACAGGUCUGAACAAGACACCUGGUUGUAGUUGGGUUGAGAUAAAUAAUGCCAUUCACGCAUUUAGAGUUGGUGACCAAUCCCACCCACAAUACAAAAGCAUGUGUAAUCUGUGGAAUGGCUUGCUUGAAAAGAUGGAGAAUAUGGGUUAUGUCGCAGACACAAGUUCAGUGCUUCAUAAUGUGGAGGAAGAGGAGAAAUUAUCCUUCCUACAUGGCCAUAGUGAGAGACUAGCCAUAUCCUUUGCUCUUUUGAGCACAGAACCAGGGAUGACAAUCCAAAUAAUAAAAAACCUCCGCGUUUGUGGAGAUUGCCACACGGUCACAAAACUAGUCUCAAAGAUCACUAACCGUAAGAUAAUUGUCAGAGAUUCUACUCGUUUUCAUCAUUUUGAGGAUGGUAUAUGCUCAUGUAAGGACUACUGGUGAUUUUGUUGGAAGAGAACAACUUGUUAUUUAUGACAACUGACCAUUUCGGUGCAUUCAUGUACAAAUAUGGAGAAACAAAUCACAGACUGGAAUUAAGUCAGUCUAAGAAUAGAUAAUAGCUGACCUGUUAAUUUUCUGAUUAUAUAAUCAAGCAUAUAGAAGAUUUCAAAUUA